UCAUAAUGGAAUGAGACGCAAAACUCAUUCAAAACAGUCUGAUGAAGAAUCCAAGGCUUUGAAUUGUUUUCGCAGCGUCAUCUCAGCUGAAACACCUUAUAUCUAGUGCACUGAUUCCAGCUGCUUUUUCAAUCGAUCUUUUACCUUUUUUCUUUGGAGGGAUAUGUCUACUCUAAUAAGCUAUUUUAAAAACGGACGCGUGAUGCAUUUCAGUAUUUAUUUCAUUAUUUCAUUUUAACGUCAAACCAUUUGGUGAUGGGGAAGAGCAUGAAGUGAUAGUCAUUUGUUGGCUUUGGGGGGGGAGUGUGGUGAUCGAAAGCCGUUGUGUCGGCGUAGGCUAUAUCGUAGUGCUCCAAUCUUAAAUCAUUUUAUUUUUGUGGUAGAGCCUUUGGCAAUCAGCAUAUGUUCUCUCCGUCUCUGGUAAGUGGGGGAGGCGGAGAGAGACGGGCUGUGGGAGAAGGCUGUUUAUUACCCGUGGAGCAAAACACAGUUUAUUUAGAGGGAUGAAUCGUAUGCAUUUUUUGCAAGUGGACUACAAAACUAAUCGUUGACUGCAGUAUUUGGCGUAUUUUCUCUGUGGUGAAUGAUACAGAAAGCCAUCACUGCUGAGCAAGGCGCCCACCAGACCACUGCAAUUUUUGAGCAAAGAUAGACUGGCGUCGUCUUGCGGAUAGGCUACUAUGUCAGCAUAUGGCAUCUUCUGAAGGGAAGAAUCCACGAAUCCUUUGCAUUUUAGAAUGUAUUUUUAGCAGAAUGCAGUGACGGGAUUUUGAACCCAGCAUCAUUAGCCUACGCGGUUUCCGGUUCCUAGCUGGUGUUUCCCCAUUGCAAAAUUAUCGGAAAAAGCAGCGGAUCCCGAUGGCAUGGACACUUACGCAAGGUCUGCCGCGCCGCCGUGCUUCUGGAGCCUAUUUGCUGUCUCUCCCUUCAACCCAGCUCCACCGCCAUCGCCCCGCAGCCCAGAGAGCCCUGCCGCAACGCGACCAGCGACCACCGAGCCAAAGCAGGCGGCAUGAGGCUUGAUUCAGUACAUUUAUCCAUGCUGGUCAUCGGGGUCUCUUUCGCCUGCUACUCCCCGAGUUUGAAUUCUCUGCAGGACCAGGCUUACAAUUCCGCCGUGGUGAUCGAGGGCAAGGUGCAGUCCGCGCCUCUGAACGACUCAGCCGAGGCGUACCGUGUGAAUGUCAAAGUGCUGGACUUGUGGCCGCGGAACAGUGGAGGUCUGGAACGGGAGCAGCUCGUCACCGUGGGGGAAUUCGGAUCGGAGGCUCUUUGCACCACAGUGAUAAAGAAUCACAAGUAUAUUUUUUUCAUGGACCCAACUGAUGAGCCUCUGGUUUUCAAGGCAUCGUAUGCUCCCCUAGACACUAGUGGGAAUAAUCUAAAAAAAGAUGUUGGGAGGAUCUUGUGUGAAAACUGCGCUAAUGCCCCAAAGUUGAAGCGGUUGAGGAACCUGAUGGUGGAUGAGGGGAGCAGGCUCACUGUCAAGUGUGAGGCUACAGGAAACCCCAGCCCUACCUACAAAUGGUUCAAAGAUGGCAGUGAGCUCAAGAAAAGCAGAGAGGUCAAAAUAAAGUCCAGCCAGAAGAACUCCAGGGUCCAGAUCAGCAGAGCCAAGCUGGAGGAUUCUGGGAAUUACACGUGUGUGGCAGAGAACCUUCUGGGGAACUCCAACUCCACGAGCACUGUUCAUGUCCAAAGCAUAACUACCACGCCGUCUCCAGGCUCGGGCCAUGCCAGAAGAUGCAAUGACUCAGAGAAGGCCUACUGCGUGAACGGCGGUGACUGUUACUUCAUAAAUGGUAUCAAUCAGUUCUCCUGCAAGUGUCCGAAUGACUUUACUGGUGAUCGCUGUCAAAACUACGUCAUGGCCAGUUUCUACCAGCAUCUUGGGAUUGAAUUUAUGGAAGCGGAAGAGCUCUACCAGAAAAGAGUCCUGACAAUCACGGGGAUCUGCGUGGCUCUGUUGGUGGUGGGCAUUGUGUGUGUGGUGGCCUACUGCAAAACCAAGAGACAGAGGAAGAAGAUGCACAAUCACCUGCAGCAGAACAUGUGUGCAGAUCACCCUAACCGGAACCUAGCGAACGGACCCAAUCACCCAGGACCUGGUCCUGAGGAGAUACCCAUGGUAGAUUACAUCUCUAAGAAUGUGCCUGCAACGGAGCGAGUCAUAGGGCAUGUACCAGAGGACUCGUUCCCCGGCAGCCAUGCGUCUUCCAGAUCUCACAACUCCUCUACCCAUGCCCAUUCAUCCACUCACAGACACGAGGAGCGGACAUGGAGCCUGGAACGGACUGACAGUGUCCUCUCAGACUCACCAGGCAUGAUGUCGUCCUCCGUGGGGACCAGUAGGUGCAACAGUCCUGCGUGCAUGGAGGCCAGGGCCAGGCGUGCCGCACACUGUGGCUCUACUGUGCCCCACCGGCCGGGCCUGCAGUAUGAAGACUCGUUCGAUUCGCUGGGGGACUCUCCACACAGCGACAGGUAUGUGUCAGCCCUGACAACGCCGGCCCGCCUCUCUCCAGUGGACUUCUUUUACUCGCUGCCCCCGCAGGUGCCUACCUUCCAGAUCACCUCCCCCAACACCAGCCAGGCCAUGUCCCUGCCACCCGCCGCCCACACCCCCUACCCCCUGGAGGACGACCACCCUCUGCUGCGGCGCUACCAGGUGCCACUGCACGACGUCCAGCGCCAGGAGCCCUACCGGCAGCAGCGCCGCACCUACCUGAACGACAGCACGGGCAGCCUGGCCUCUAGUCCCUACAGGCUGGCUGAGGAAGAAGACUACGAGACCACACAGGAGUACCUCUCCUCCCGUGAACAACCAAAGAAAAGUGGGACCGGCAAUGGUGGUGUUGGGGGUCGGCGCUUGCGGAGGUCCAGACUGAACGGCUACGUAGCGCCGAGAGGAUACGAGGCGUCACGGGACUACGGCUCUCGCAGCUGCCUGACGGACAGUGAGUCGGAGGAGGGCGAGAGCACGCCCUUCCUCAGUAUGCAGAAUAUGAACGCGGAGCCCUCCACCAUCUGCAGGCCGGCCAACAGUCGGACUUCUCAGUCACACUCUUCGGGGCGGCACGAUGCACGCGGGACUGUACAGACCAGACAGACACACUCACGGUCCAAACCGGACAAUGUACCCCAUUAAAGAAAGAAGAUGAGCUACCAACGAAAAUCAAUAUAGUAUAAACCUGCACCUUUACAAAAUAUUUUUAUUUUAUAUAACUGACAGAUAUUCUAAACAAAUGAAAUAUUUAUUUUCAUUUUUAGCAAAAGUUGUCUACUAGUUAACAGCAAAGACUUUUUUAUAGGGAAAACUCUAUUUAUAUGUACAUUUUGAUUUACAGUAUAAAAAGACGUGCCAAUUUUUUCACAACUUCAAAAAUUGAGUAAUAUUGUGGUGCCUUUUGCUGUAUGCCGAUGGCAGAGGGCCAGUGGAAGUUUUUGUAGCCUUUCUUAUAUGGACAUCAUUUUUUAUACACGUUUCCUCUUUUGUUUUCUUUUUUGGGCUUUGUUUUUUUUCUUUUCAGGCUGCGUUCUUCUGGGAGUCUAGCCCCAUUUGAACAUUACCCUUCCCCUUCCACAUCAUGCAAUAUAAACCACUUAAUCAUAAGGUGUAUGUUUACAUGAAUAUAAUUCACCUAUAGGGUUUAUCAUUUUGGUACUCUCCAGUAGAAAAUCUGAUCAAUGCAACGCAGGUCCUUGCUCUCUGAGUGGGGAGGAGUGUUUGUGUGUGUAAGUGUGUGUGUGUGGGAGGGGGGGAUUUAGUGUACAGCUGUGCUUGUGUGUGUGUGAGUGUUAGAUGUCCUAAUGUGUUGUUGUACCAACCAACUGGUUGCUCUAUUGGGCGCCAAAGCAACUGUAUCAGUAGAGGAAAACUGUAGGUGCACAGUGAAGAUCAGCCUGGGUUCCAGGGUUCGCUGCUGUUGGGUAAAGAGUUCUUUUGGGUAAAGAGUUCUGUUGGGUAGAGAGUUCUGUUGGGUAGAGAGUUCUGUUGGGUAGAAGGUUCUGCAUGUCAUUGCUUGAUGUGUGUUUACAGCUGCCCCACCUUUGUUUCCUGGCCCCCUCCUUGUACCAACAGGGUAAGGUUUGUCUCCUGGCUCCUUACUGGUCCCACCAGGGUAAGGUUUGUCUCAUGGUAGCCUCCUUGUCCCAACAGGGUAAGGUUUGUCUCAUGGUAGCCUCCUUGUCCCAACAGGGUAACGGUUUGUCUCAUGGUAGCCUCCUUGUCCCAACAGGGUAACGGUUUGUCUCAUGGUAGCCUCCAACGUCCUGGCUGUCUGUGAUUCUGAAUAAGAAAUGUCGUUGGCCAGUGUCUCAGUUGGUCUGGAGAUAUCCCUGCCAUCAGUGAUAGUGGCUCAAUACAAAGAGACAAAAUUCAAAGCAAGAACAUCCCAUGAAUGUAUCUCUUUCCCAUCACCCAUACCUCAUCAUCCUCCUCACCUGUCCAUUGUGUACCUGUGGCCAAAGUAAAGGUUCGCACAGCAUCUCAGGACUUCCACCCACCCCUCUGCCCCCUCUUCCCCUCUCUCUCUCUCCCUCUCCCUCCACCAACAUAUUUCCCUAAGACUAAGGUCCCCCCACGGACAUAAAGAACACACCCACCAUGGUACGCCUCUGAGCACUCCCAUCUAAAGAGAAGGAAAGGAGAGUGGAAUCUCAGUGGAGAACAGAACAGAAUAGAACAGAAUAGAAUAGAAUAGAGCAGAACAUACUAAACCAAUACAAGAGAAAUAGCUGUGAAACUUUGGAGGAUCAUAAAAUGCCAAAAUAUGCAAACUUUCUAUUUUGCUUUGUUUGAUGACAUCAUUUUCUAAGAGGUGACUGUAGUGUGUUGUGUGAAACCUAUGUAAUGCCUAUUGUGCAGAAGAAGUAACAUGAUAUCAAUACAUAUUUAUAUCCAUUCUUAUUUUUCAUGCAGUUAUGCAGCGCUUGCUCAAAUUGUCAAUUUUCCUCAUUCACAGAUUCAUAUCCAUUGACUGAUUGUGUUCAUGAAUUCUUAUCUCACUGAGUCCAGACCAAGCAGACAACACCCAAGUCUACAGUAAUGACUAAUCACUUUAAAGGGUCUCAUUCACUAAUGUUGAGUGCUGCUCAGUCUUGUGGAUAAGGAUAAUAAUGUUGCUUAUUAUGAAGUAUGUCACUAACUGGUUAUCAAUUUUAAAAGGUAACAACUCGACUUGCUCAAACUCCUCUGUCCUCCACUGAGGGAAGGGUUAAGGUUUGGAAGUUCAUUUCAUACCUGUCAAAAAUGUUGGAGUAAAUGGUUCUGACAAUGCAUUUGAAAUGAUUGUUGAUAAUCCUGCAAAACUGGUUAUAUACAUUUUAAAAUACAACCAAAAAAGUGAAAUGACUGUACCAGGACAAAAUCACCAGAUGAGUGUAGAUCAAAAGUAAAGCGAUAAGUAGGAUUUAAAACACACUGGUAACGGCUGUAAGAUGAAGGCACGUUGACAAACACACGUAGACAUCUCACAAAUGGAUUUUCUCUCCUUUCGGUUUCUCACACUCUGAGUGUAAUUUUGUAUGUUUGAAAAAUGCAAAAGAAGACAGUAGUUCUAGUUUAAAUGUGAUAUUUCCCCAACCUUGCCCCCCUCCUCACCCAAUAGAAGUGCUGCCAGGUUCGUCCUGUCAGUUUCUCAUGUUUUUAUUUUUCUUCCCUCGCUUGAAAUGUUUCAACACCUCUCCUCUGCAUGUACUUGUGGUCAAGGUAUAUGGGUGCAUGGUAAAAAGCAGCAGUCAGUUUUUUUCAGUCAGUGGAAGUGUAUUUCAUUUAACAUUCAGCAAUAAAAAUCCCCCCCAUCUCCAUUCUAGGAAUAUGCUAGAAAAAAAGUACAAAUGCGAGAUUGUCAUAGAUUGUAAAAUAAAAUUUUAAAAGUAAUCCACAAAAUAAAUCUUUAUUCAUAUCAUUUUAA
This is a messenger RNA of Salmo salar (Atlantic salmon), 5915 nucleotides long. NCBI's taxonomy places the organism in Eukaryota, Metazoa, Chordata, Actinopteri, Salmoniformes, Salmonidae. The record is from RefSeq and is a predicted model, not a curated record.